This is a messenger RNA of Dunckerocampus dactyliophorus (ringed pipefish), 2694 nucleotides long. RefSeq names its product claudin k (gene cldnk). Lineage: Eukaryota; Metazoa; Chordata; Actinopteri; Syngnathiformes; Syngnathidae. Gene Ontology annotation, biological process: bicellular tight junction assembly; cell adhesion. The record is from RefSeq and is a predicted model, not a curated record. Gene Ontology annotation, cellular component: bicellular tight junction; plasma membrane. The coding region runs from base 262 to 909 and encodes 215 amino acids. The transcript is spliced from 2 exons. Gene Ontology annotation, molecular function: structural molecule activity.
GCAUCCUCGCCACUUCGGUCCAGAGUGUCCGCUCGAGCUCACCUGACCUCUGACACAAAGCUUCAUUUGACUCUGGACUCAACUGAACUGUCAGGGCUUUGGACCGAGUGAAACUGAGCCACAGAGCGCGAGGACAGUCCAGUUAAAGAUCUCCUGGUUUCAGUUCAGUGACAUCAUCACCUAAAGACAAAGCAGUGGAAUAUCAAGACUCAACAAGAAGAGACUUACAUAGAACCAAGAGAAAUCACAUCACAGUCUGCCAUGGCAACCACAGGCAUGCAGCUGCUCGGCCUCAUCAUGUCCAUCUUGGGCUGGGUGGCCGGAGCGGUCGUCGUCGCCGUCCCGCUGUGGCGAGUCACCGCCUUCAUCGGCAACAACAUUGUGACAGCUCAGAUCAUCUGGGAAGGCCUGUGGAUGAAUUGCAUUGUGCAGAGUACGGGUCAGAUCCAGUGUAAAGUGUACGAUAGUCUGCUGGCUCUGCCUAGCGACAUGCAGGCUGCCCGGGGCCUCACAGUGCUCUCCAUCCUGCUGUGCGGCGCGGCGCUAGCUCUGGGGGUACUCGGGGUAAAGUGCACCAAAUGCAUCGGCGUUAACAGCCUCAAGGCCCGCAUCGCACGUAUUUCCGGUGUCCUUUUUGCCAUCGCUGGGUUCCUCUUCCUGGUGCCCGUCUGCUGGACCGCCCACUCCAUCAUCAGGGAUUUCUACGACCCGCACGUGGCAGCCCCACACAAGCGUGAACUAGGCCCGGGUCUCUACAUCGGCUGGGGGGCGUCAGCGCUGCUUCUUAUUGGGGGGUCUCUGCUGUACGCCGGCUCCAGUCCGCCUGGCAUGCCCGGUUCUCCCACUUUUAGCAGCGGGGAGAGCAGUCCUCGCAGAGCGCCAGCCUCACAGGUCAAAGGUUACGUCUAACAUCUGAAAGCAAGAUUCCUCCAACAAGCCUGAUUCACUCUCCUCUUGAUUUGAAGUAAAUUAUUUCAUAUUUAAUGUUGCUCUCAGGCUUAAAUAACCUUUUCUUCUCUGUCAACGUCCAAUACAAUAAAACAUUUGCUCUGUAAAAAUGUUAAAAUGUGCCUUUUCCCAUUUUAGCAACUCACCCUUAAGAGAUCUGGUGGACAUUUUGUGCUACUCAGUUUUUUAUAUGUAUUUUCAAGCAGUAGGUACUAGAAUAUGGAGCCAAUACAGGUGACAUUUGCCAAAGUAUAUUCAUUUUAGCCAAGAAGUUACACAUUUGUUGCUUGCGACCAAAAAUGUCCCAUUUAUUUAGACCACAUUUGUGCCUACAUAAACUAACGCAAUCCUUUACGUUGCUACAGAAAAGGCAGGUGCGUGUUUGGAAUGGUGUGUACCGUAUGUUGUUUUCACGUUAGCUUUUUUUUUUUUCUACAAAGAACAGUGUCAACAUCUUAAGUGAUCCAAGGGACGUUUUGUGCCCUUCACUUUUUUUUUCAAGCAGUACGCACAGCCAAUCUAAGUAAAACUUGCCAGAGAAUAGUCAUUUUUACAACAUUUUAACCAAAAAGUGACAUAACUGUUCCUCGUGACCAAAAAUGUCCCUUUGAAAACCAUUAAAAAUGCCAUUUUAAUACCACGUAUGUCUUAAGAUAAACUAAUGCAAUCCUUCAUAUUUGGAAUACUGUAUAUGUUGCAAUCGAUGGAAUACCUUAAGAAUACAAUGACCUGGAUGAAUGAGAAUAUUCACAGGCAUGCCGAAAAAAGUUUGUUUUUUUCACUUCAGCUUGUUACUUUUUUUUUUUUUUACAUAAAAAACAGUGGAGUUGUGCAAACAUCGUAAGCGAUCCAAGGGACAUUCGAUGCCAUUCAUUUUUUUCAAGCAGUGAGCAUAUGUAGCCGAUAUAAAUUAAAUAUGCCAGACCAUAGCCAUUUUUACGCAUUUUGUUUGGAAUGGUGUAUACUGUGUGUUUUUUUCACAUUCUUUUUUUUUCUAUAAAGAACAGUGGAGUUGUGUAAACAUCUUAAGUGAUCCAAGGGACGUUUUGUGCCCUUCACUUUUUUUUCAAGCAGUAUGCACAGCCAAUCUAGGUGAAACUUGCCAGAGAAUAACCAAAAAGUGACACAUUUGUUCCUGGUGACCACAUAUAUCCCAUUAAAACCAUACAAAUGCAUUUUUUGAUACCGCAUUUGUAAAACAUACCGGCCCAAAUCCUGAAAAUAUCUUUAAAAUUGAUACCGCAUGUAUAUUUCAAGAAGCACGUUUAAAAGAUUGAGUUGUUUAAAGUGGAAAAACAUAUUAAUAUAUUUGAUUUCAACAGCAUUUUUUUGUCCAGAGGACCCCGAGCUUUUCUUUUAAACCUGACACAGUUAAAAAAAAAAUCUUAAAAAUGUAAUUAAUUUCAGGGCAGAAUAAUAAUAAUCAAAUAGUCAAUUAAAUGUAUUUUAUUUGCAUAAUUUCUUCUGCCAGAAUGUUGUUUUUGCAUCGUCUCCACUGUAGCAGCCAAGUACAGACUAACACAAUACUCACUUGAGGAUGCACGACAGCAGGCAGCACACUAACAAUGUGUGCUAGUGUUCCAAGUGCCAGGUAGUGACUCAUACGUGACCGACGUCAGCCUGUAACAAAGUUGAUGGACACACACUGUGAAUACUGUACAGUGAGGCAGCCUGUACGAUUUUAUUGUAUAAACGAGGUCUGAAUGCUUACCACAAGCAUAGAGUGGUCAGAUUUCAAGUGUUAAU